Camelus dromedarius (Arabian camel) is the source of this 5592-nucleotide messenger RNA. RefSeq names its product WD repeat domain 90 (gene WDR90). Gene Ontology annotation, cellular component: centriole. The record is from RefSeq and is a predicted model, not a curated record. Gene Ontology annotation, molecular function: protein binding. The transcript is spliced from 42 exons. Lineage: Eukaryota; Metazoa; Chordata; Mammalia; Artiodactyla; Camelidae. The coding region runs from base 46 to 5325 and encodes 1759 amino acids.
GUCGGGAGCGCGGCGGCAGAGGCGGGAAGCGCGAGCGGCGGCGCCAUGGCUCGAGCGUGUCAGCACCCGUUCCUCAACGUCUUCAGACACUUCAAGGUAGAUGAGUGGAAGCGGUCCACUAAGGAGGGCGACGUGGCGCCCGUGACGGACAAGACCCUGAAGUGCACCGUGUAUCGAGUUCGGGGCUCUGUUUCUGCUGGCAAUUACAUCCAGCUCCCCAAAACCAGCACCCAAUCACUGGGGCUGACAGGACGAUACCUAUACGUGCUCUUUCGGCCCUUGCCCACCAAGCACUUCAUCAUUCACUUGGAUGUGUCCACCGAGGACAGCCAGGUUAUCCGAGUGUCCUUCUCCAAUCUCUUCAAAGAAUUCAAAUCAACAGCCACGUGGCUUCAGUUCCCUUUUAUCUUUGAGGCUGGGAGGUCCAGGAAAGACCUGGCAGGUAUGAUCCCUGCUGGUACCCGCUGGACCUGCCUGCAGAUCGACCUGCACGACAUCCUCCUGGUCUACCUGAACCGGUGCUACAGUCACCUCAAGAGCAUCAGGCUGUGUGCCAACCUGCUAGUUAGGAACCUCUACACCAGUGACCUGUGCUUUGACCCAGCUGUCACCAUUGCUGAAGCCCGGAGGGCAAAGCUGCCUGUCACCCCUGUACCUCGAGAAAUGGCAUUCCCAGUGCCGAAAGGGGAGAGGUGGCAUGACCACUACAUCCACAUCCGGUUUCCAAGUGACAGCUCAGAAACAUUCUCCGAACCGGUUCAGAAGAGCUGUUCCCUUCCUGAGGCAGUCUUACCGGGGCAUGUGCUGCAGCUUCUUCCUCGUCCGGUGGCCUUCAGCAAGCAAGUACAGGACAGUGUGUCCCUCAAGGUCCAGAAGCUUGGCCCUACAGCCUCCCGCUGGGCCCCUUCGGCACCCAGACCCCUUCCAGAAGUCAACCUGUCCUGUGAGUGCUCAGAGGUCUCCAGUGUGGGUGGCCCUAGUGGCCAUUGCCAAGAGCCCUUCCCCUGGGUUGACAAACGUGCAGCUGGUGACAGUAUUCACAUAUCUGCUCAUAAGCCUGCUGUGGAGCCUGCGGCCCCAGAACAUACAGCCUCACAAGAGUUUUUUGGCAGAAAGCAGAACCAACAAGAGAGCUUCCUGCCAGAUCCAGUUCUGAGGCUCAAGGGGGUCAUCGGCUUUGGAGGUUACAGCACCAAAUGGGCCCUGUGGACCCGGGAUGGGGCUGCUGUCGUGUACCCUUGCCAUGCGGUCAUUGUCAUCCUGCAUGUCGACACCCGGGAGCAGCGUCUCUUCCUUGGCCACACAGACAAGGUCUCUGCCCUGGCCCUGGAUGGGAGCGGCUCACUGCUGGCCUCAGCCCAGGCGCGGCCCCCCAGCAUGCUGCGCCUUUGGGACUUCCAGACUGGGGAGUGCCUGUCCCUGUUUCAGAGCCCAGUCCUCACCAUCUCCUCCCUCAGCUUCUCGGACAGCGGGGCGCUGCUCUGUGGCAUCGGCAAGGACCGCCAUGGGCGGACGAUGGUGGUGGCGUGGGCCACAGACCAGGUGGGGCGAGGUGGAGAGGCUGUCAUUCUCGCGAAGGCACACACCGAUGUUGACAUCCAGGCAUUUGAGGUUGCCUUUUUUGAUGAAACCAGGAUGGCAUCGUGCGGCCGGGGCAGUGUGCGGCUGUGGCGGCUGCGAGGCGGGGAGCUGCGCUUCUGCCCUGUGGACCUGGGGGAGCACCACGCACUGGAGUUCACUGACCUGGCCUUUAGGCAGGCCCAGGACGGCCACACACUCUAUGUGUGUAGCCGCAGUGGCCACAUCCUAGAGAUUGACCACCAGCACAUGGCCGUGCGGCAUGCUCGCCGCCUCCUGCCCAUGCAGACCCCUGGUGGCCCCCUUCCACAGAAGCAGACCUUUAGUUCAGGCCCUGGCAUCGCCAUUAGCAGCCUCAGUGUCUCCCAGGCCAUGUGUGCCGUGGGCUCCGAGGAUGGCUACCUGCGCCUCUGGCCCCUGGACUUCUCUUCUGUGCUCUUGGAGGCAGAGCAUGAGGGCGCCAUCAGCUCCGUCCUCAUCAGCCCUAAUGGCCUGCGUGUGCUGUCCGCCACCUCCUUGGGCCACCUGGGCUUCCUAGAUGUCCCAUCCCAGGAAUACAGUGUGCUGGUACGGUCCCAUGCUGCUCUGGUGGUGGCCCUGGCCACUGACUGCAGCCGGGGACAGCUGGCCACUGUGUCCCAGGACCACACUGUCCGCAUCUGGGAUCUGGCGACCCUGCAGCAGUUGUACGACUUCAUGUCGCGGGAGGAGGCCCCGUGUGCCAUCGCCUUUCACCCCACACAGCCGACCUUAUUCUGUGGCUUUAGUAGUGGGGCUGUCCGCUCCUUCAGCCUGGAGGCUGCCGAGGUCCUGGUGGAGCAUAGAUGUCACCAAGGAGCCAUCACCGGCCUGGUCACCAGCCCUGACGGCAGCUUCCUGUUCAGCUCCUGCUCUCAGGGCACCCUGGCCCAGUACCACAUCGGUGGCCCCUGGUGCCGAAUCCUGCGUAUGGCAGCAGCUAACGUGGUGUGCCUGGACUCCUGCCCGAGCCCCAAUGCCCUGGCGGUCAGUGGGGACAGCCGCCUGCUGGCCUUCGUGGGUCCCUCCAAGUACAUGGUGACUGUCAUGAGCACAGCCUCGCUGGAUGAGCUGCUGAAGAUUGAUGUCAGCGCCCUGGACCUGGCUGGCAGCUGCCUGAACUCAGCUAUGGUCGUCUGCUUUGGCCCCACACCCCCUGGCCACCUACUGGUAUCCACAUCAUCAAACAUGGUCGCAGUGCUAGACGCCUUGUCGGGCCGUGUGGUCCGGGAGCUGUGCUGUGUCCACCCUGUGGCCUGCUCCUCCCUAGCUCUUAGUGGGGAUGGCCGCUUCCUGCUAACAGCUGCUGACCGGGCCAUCAAGGUGUGGGACUACUUGGCACAGGCCAGCCCUAGCUGCCAGGUAUACAUUGGCCACUCAGAGCCUGUGCAGGCCGUGGCCUUCACCCCUGACCAGCAGCAGCUCCUCAGUGUGGGAGACGCCAUCUUUCUCUGGGACAUUUUGGCCCCCACUGAGAGGUCCCCCCCAGGAAGCGUUCAAGGCUCGCCCAAGGCCCCUCCAACGUGCAAGGCUAGCCUCAGGGCAAGACAGCUGGAGGACGUGGUAUCUGGGGCCAGUGGGCUCCCCCGGCAGCAGGUGCCUGUGCCAUCCUGGGCAUCCCCACUCCAGCUGGGCAUCUGUGCCAGGCCCUCCAAGGGCCUUGAUGCUACCUGCAGCACCAGGAGAGCCAGGGUUCAGCCCACCACCCGCCCAGACUCCUACAAGCACUUCAUGGCACGCUACAAGGCCUCCCCGCUGGCCAAGGAUCUCUCCUUAUCCCCCGCUGGCGACGAGCAGCUGCACCUGAAGGCUGUCGUGGGCUACAAUGGGAACGGGCGGGCCAAUGUGGUCUGGAGGCCAGACACAGGCUUCUUCGCCUACACGUGCGGCUGCCUGGUGGUGGUGGAGGACCUGCACUCUGGCGCCCAGCAGCACUGGGUCGGCCACCCCGAGGAGAUCUCCACACUGGCCCUCAGCCACUAUGCUCAGAUCCUGGCCUCUGCCUCCGUCCAGAGCAGUACUGCCUUGCACUGCCAGAUCCGCCUCUGGGACGUACAAGGGGGCUCCUGCCGGCAGCUCAUCUCUCACCACAGCACUGCUGUCCAAGACCUGGCUUUCUCGCCAGAUGACGGGUUUCUUGUCACACUGGGGGACUAUGGUGACCGCACCCUGGCCCUGUGGAGCACAGCCACCUGUGAGCUCAUGACCUCUGUGUGCCUCCUGGAACCAGUCCAUGGCGUGGCCUUCGACCCCUGGGAUGGUGGUGUGCUCGCCUGUGUGGGCCGGGGUGCUGUCACCUUGUGGCUUCUGCUGCAGCUUGGGGCUGACGUCAGCCUCCAGAUCCACCAGGAGCCCAUCCCGGAGGAGGUGGGGGCGUGCGAGCUGACCUCGCUCUGCUUCGGGCCUGCGCCCCUGCUGUACUGUGGCUCCAAUGCUGGGCAGGUGUGCGUUUGGGACACACGUGCUGGCCGCUGCUUCCUGGUCUGGGAGGCCGACGACGGUGAGAUUGGAGUGCUGCUGUGCUCAGGUACGCGGCUGGUCAGCGGCAGCAACACCAGGCGUCUGCGCCUGUGGGCCGUGGGGGCUGUGCCAGAGCUGAGGCGCAAGGGCUCCGGUGCCAGGUCUCACUCUGUGUUCAUGGAGCAUGAGCUGACCCUUGAUGGGGCUGUCGUGAGCGCGGUCUUCCACGACAGCAUGGAUAUGGGUGUGGUGGGCACCACGGCUGGCACUCUCUGGUACGUCAGCUGGGCCGAGGGCACCAACACCCGCCUCAUCAGCGGCCACAGGAGCCAGGUGAAUGAGGUGGUCUUCAGCCCCAGCGAGUCCCAUUGCGCCACAUGCAGUGAUGACGGGAGCGUGAGGGUGUGGUCCUUGGCCAGCAUGGAGCUGCUGAUCCAGUUCCAGGUGUUAAGCCAGAGCUGCCUCUGCCUGGCUUGGAGCCCCCCGUCCUGCAGACGCCCAGAGCAGCAGCAGGUGGUGGCGGGCUACAGUGAUGGCACCCUGCGGGUCUUCAGCGUCUCCCGAACGGCGAUGGAGCUCAAGAUGCACCCCCACCGGGCUGCACUGACAACCGUUGCCUUCUCUGUUGAUGGGCAGACCAUCCUUUCUGGAGACAAGGACGGGCUCGUGGCUGUGAGCCGUCCUCGCACGGGGAUGACCUUCCGUGUACUGAGUGACCACCGAGGCGCUGGGAUCUGCACCAUCCAGAGCACGAGAAAAGAGUACGGAGACUUCAGGGCAGAGGGCAUGGACCUGUGGCUGGCCGCCAGUGGAGACCAGCGGGUGAGCGUCUGGGCCUCUGACUGGCUGCGGAAUCACUGUGAGCUCGUGGACUGGCUUAGCUUCCCUGCACCCGUCGUCACAGAGGCUUCCGGCUGCCUGCCACCCACCCUUGCUGCCUUCUGCCCCUGGGAUGAGGCACUGCUGGUGUGUGUGGGCCUUGGCGUGCACCCUGAGGUGGUCUUCUACAGCCUCUACCAGAAGCAGGUGGUGAAGAAGAUCCCACUGCCUUUCUUUGCUAUGUCCAUGAGCCUGUCCCCCAGGGCCUGCCUUGUGGCCGUUGGCUUUGCUGAGCGGGUACUGACACUGGUGGACUGUGUGUCUGGGGCCGUGCAGGACUUUGCUGGCCAUGACGACUCGGUGAAGCUCUGCAGGUUUGCGCCAUCCAGCCGGCUGCUCUUCACCGUCGCCCACAAUGAGAUAUUGGUGUGGGAGGUCAUGAGCCACUAAGCUGCGGUAGGGACUGCAGGGUCAGGCGUGCCCUGUGGGGCUGCUAGGCGCCUGGCCCAGGCAAAGGCUCAGCCAGGCAGCUGGGUCGGCCACGGGCCCCAUGCUGGGUCAGGGUGGCUGGGGGGCUGCACCCCUCCACCCUAGACUGGCCCAGGACUAUGUGAGUCAAGAUCUUGAACAUAGGUGAUGUGUUUGUUGCUUCUUUUCCUGAGGGCUUUUUGUGUUUUACCUUGUACAGUUCAAAUAAAUGUGGGUGUUGCAAUGUGA